AUGCCGAAAGAUAAAAAAGUAAAAGUAUCAAAAAAAAAUUCACCACCAAAAAAAAGGAUAACCAAUGCUUGUGAAAUUGGAUGGUGUGAUGAUGAAGAGAAGUUGAAUAUAUGUGAAGCAAAAAGACCUCCUUUGUCACAAGUUGUUAGAAUAGAUUAUGGACCUAUCACACAAAAAAAUCGUACCUAUUACCUUGGUCCAUUAUAUAAGAGAUUCUUCGCUAUAAGACUUUUUCAAACUGAUUUCGAACCUUUUGCAAAUUUUUAUCUUCAAGAUAUCUCAGUAUAUCUAGAAAUCGAAGAUAUUACACAAAUAUUUCAAAUACCUGUUAGAGAAGAAAAUUCAAAUAUUACACCUCUAAUCUCCACAAUGACUAUCAGAACAAGUGAUAUAUUGUUGAAAAAUGAUUUUCAAGAAAUAACAUUUAACAAAAAAGUUAAAUAUUUACUCAAACAUGAGUUAGAAAUUGAUUGUAAUUUAUGUCCUUUUACAAGAAAUAAAAUAGUAAUGUGUUUAGAUCUUAAUUUUAUCAAUUUCAUAUUUUAUUUCAAAAAAAAAACUGUCAACGAUGAAUUCACAACAUAUAUUUUAGGAGAAGGAUAUGAUUUUAAUACUGGUAAUUCAGGAAUUUCUUCAUAUAUAGGAAAUGGUUACAUCAAAUCGGCAUGGAGUCCUCAUAUAACUGGAAAAGAACUUAACUCAAUGCUAACCACAGUGAGAGAUUGUUAUGAUAAAGAAGAAGAAUAG
Messenger RNA from Cetraspora pellucida, 747 nucleotides. Lineage: Eukaryota; Fungi; Glomeromycota; Glomeromycetes; Diversisporales; Gigasporaceae. The record is from the annotation of a GenBank genome assembly.